Molecule: messenger RNA, 1401 nt
Organism: Pelagomonas calceolata
Lineage: Eukaryota; Pelagophyceae; Pelagomonadales; Pelagomonadaceae
Source: the annotation of a GenBank genome assembly
UCUACACUCGCUUGCUCCACAAGGUUAAAGAAGGAGCUACAGGGACGCAAGGUCCGCCAUCAGACUCCUCUACAAGAUCAUCGCCCGGCGCGACCAUCGCAGAAGUCGGCAAGGCCCAAGGGGCAGCCCCCAUAUUAUCUCUACCCAAAGUAAGCCACAGGGCAGGGGCAGCCCAUCUCCCCAAAGGAAGCCACAGGGCCGCUACUCCGCGCAAACCAUGUGGAACGACCUCUCCGCCUACCUCUGCGGCUGCGUCGACCCCGUCGACGAGAGCCCGCGCCACGUGCACCUCACGCGCGAAUACGACGACGACAGCGCCGACGCGACGAGCCGCGAGAUCUUGGCCGCCAUCCGGCCGACCCAGGUCGCGCCGGCGCCCGACGACUCGUCCGAGAGCGAGCUCGAGGACGUGCGGUCGCCGCGGCCGGCGUUCGUGCGGCAGAUGUCGCGAAGUGCAAAAGCAAUCCCUCCGAUCCCCCUCGUCGACGACGGCGGCGCGCCGCUGCCACCGCCGCCGACGCCUGCCGUCGCUACGGACGUCUCCGACGUGGCGGUCGUGCGGCCCGACGGCCGCGGCGUCUUCGGCGCGCUGCGGCUCGGCGUCGAGCGGUCCACGCGGCAGUUGGUGAGCGUCGAGGACGUCGAGGGGGAAGUGCAGGCGCUGCGUAAAGCGGCGCGCGCCGCUGCGUGCCCCCAGCUCGUCGCGGUGCAUGGUGUCGGCCCUGCCCCGAAGGGCGGCGCGCGCGUCGUCACGGAAUAUUUAGAUGGAGGCUCGCUGCGCGACAUCGCUGUGAAGAAGGACGGCUUGGCUGGGGACGAGACCGUGCUCCUACAUAUCGCGGGCGAGGCGCUGAAGGGCCUCGCCUUCCUCCACGCGCGGCAGCUGACCCACGGCGCCGUCGCGCCGGCGUCGAUCCGCCUCGGGAGGGACGGCCGAGUCAAGCUCGCCGGCGCGGGCUUCGGGCUAGAGGGCCCGGCGCAGUACGUCGCGCCGGAGCUCAAAGGAAGAGCGACGAAAACGCCCGAGGGAGACGUCUGGGCGCUCGGCCAGGCGCUCUUCGCCGCGGCGUCGGGCCGCUUCUGCGCGCGCCAGCUCGGCGGCGAGCCGAAGUUAGAUUCUCCUUAUUCUGCGGACGCGGCCGCGCUCGUGCUGCACGCGUCGCGGCGCGAUCCGGAGCUGCGGGCGACGGCCGCGUUCCUCCUCGACGCACCGUGCCUCACCCUGCGCGAAUGGCCUUUUCCGCCGGGCCUGACCGCCGCCGUCAACACUGCCCUGGGCCCUUCUGCUGAGACGGACGAAGAUAGGAUGGCUCUCGUGGAGCGCGCCGUGGCAGCACCACCACCAACGCGGGACGGUAGCAAGAAGUUCCUGGACGAGGUAUUUGAUAAGUAGUCAUAUUU